Molecule: messenger RNA, 2864 nt
Organism: Gordionus sp. m RMFG-2023
Lineage: Eukaryota; Metazoa; Nematomorpha; Gordioida; Chordodea; Parachordodidae
Product: sodium-dependent phosphate transporter 1-like
Exons: 11
Coding region: 485-2290 (601 amino acids)
Biological process (GO): phosphate ion transmembrane transport
Cellular component (GO): membrane
Molecular function (GO): phosphate transmembrane transporter activity
Source: RefSeq, a predicted model, not a curated record
UUAUUUUUUUAUAAAACUUAAUCAAAUUUUACUUGUCUUUUAAUAUUAUUAUGAAAUAAUGAGAGGAAUAAAACAAAAAUAUUUUGAUUAUUGAUUGUAUAUUUGAUAUAUACACGCUUUGAUUUACAUAUUUCUACGGAUAUAUUUGGCAACCCGAUUUUGCGCAUCGCAUUUUUUCGCCGCUGUUUCUAAUGAUAUUACUUGGAAAGGUAAACCAUUAUCUCAUAAUGAUAAUAAAGAAAAAUGUCACAUAAUAUCCUUCCGUCCAAUUUCAUCCCACUUUUUUCCUUCUCAUUCCUUAAAAAAAAUUAAAUUUUUCGUCAUAAAAUAAAGACCAAGUCAAAAUUCCGAUUCAUCUUCCAAGGAACAAUAUUUUUCAUUCAGAAAUUGGGAUUGAUUGCACAGCCUAACAAUUUACAACACAUACAGCAUCCAUUAUUACAUCUUUCCUCUCCCUUAUAAAAACCGAAUAGAAAUUUAAUAGAUGGAUUAUCUAUGGGCAGUAAUUCUGGGCUUCGUCAUAGCGAUGAUAUUGGCCUUUGGGAUAGGUGCCAAUGACGUGGCAAACAGCUUCGGCACUAGCGUGGGGUCGAAAGUUCUCACCAUAUUCCAAGCGUGCGUUAUAGCGACUAUAUUCGAAACGUUAGGAGCGGUUCUUAUAGGAGGCCAAGUAUCCAACACCAUACGCAAAGGUAUAAUAGAUGUGGAUAUUUACAACGGAUCGGAACGCUUGUUAAUCGCCGGCGAAAUAUCGGCUCUUAUGGGUAGCGCCGUGUGGCUUAUAUUGGCUACUUUUUUAAAACUGCCCGUUUCGGCCUCUCACAGCAUCGUGGGUUCCACCCUUGGAUUUUCCUUAGUUGCUAAGGGCCACGAAGGAAUUCAUUGGGAAAAACUGGGGUACAUUGUUGCUUCGUGGUUCGUUUCCCCACUAUUUUCAGGGAUUAUAUCUGGAUCCAUAUUCCUUUUGAUCCGAAAAUUCGUCCUAAAUAGAAACGAUUCAUUAAAAGCCGGCCUUCGAGUAUUACCUUACAUCUACGCUAUCACUUGCGCUGUCAACUUAUUUUCCAUAUUUUAUAACGGACCCAAAGUUCUAAAGUUAGACCAAAUACCUACUUAUGGCUCCAUCAUAUUAACCCUAGGCUCUGGCUUACUAAUAGGCAUAGGAGUUCAGUUUUUAUUGGUUCCUUGGUAUAAAAAACGCAUUUCUGAAAACAUCGCUACAUCCGUUACCCUCCUCAAAGAAUCUGGUAGAAAACCCUCAGAUGGGCCUGCUGUAAGUUCUAUAUCAACAUCACCUAAACCCUCGUUAGUCAACCAUACUUCAAAGGGUGUCAAUCAAAUGGCUAAAGUGAUCGAUAUAACCGACCUGGGUACCGAUCAAGACGUCAUUGAUGCUAAGUUAUCCAAUCAGAAGAAAUCCGUCGCAUUUUGCGAGCUGCCAGCGCGUGAAAGAAAACUAUCAGACGCCGAUAAGCUGUUUAUAGGAUACCUCCUGCCUGGUGAUAUGCAAAAAUUCGAGGAAGCUGUCGAAGUUGAAAAUGAAGAAAUAUCUACAAACGGUAACAUUUCAUCCAAAGUCAACGUUUUAGAAAAUGCGAUUGUUUCGCCAAAAACCCCAAAACAUAAUGUACCCGCUCCCAAAAACCGAUAUGCUAUAGCCAAAAUUUUUGGCGGAUUUUUUUCACGCAAAAAAACACUCGACAAAAGCCACGCCGAUUCCAUUAUCGAUUCCAAGCUGGCCAUUCCUCUUACUGGGACAGAAGAUAAUCCUCAUGGAAACGUAAAAGGCGUUUCCAAGCUCUUCUCCUUCUUGCAAAUAUUGACCGGAGCUUUUGGAGCAUUCGCUCAUGGAGGUAACGAUGUUAGCAACUCCAUCGGUCCGCUUAUAGCGCUUUGGGAAGUAAGCAAAACAGGCAGUGUGGCCCAGAUCGGUGAACCUCCCUUAUGGAUAUUGCUAUACGGUGGCUUAGGAAUCUCCAUAGGACUUUGGCUUUUCGGUCAGAGGGUCAUGGAAACUAUGGGCAAGGAUUUGACUACUAUCACGCCCGUGAGCGGUUUCACCAUUGAAAUAGGAGCCGCCCUUACAGUCCUGUUAGCCUCUAACAUGGGAAUUCCCAUCAGCACUACUCAUUGCAAAGUAGGGAGUAUAGUAUUUGUGGGUUACUUGAGGGCCAAAAAAUCCGUCGAUUGGAAACUUUUCGGGAAUAUCGUAGCGGCUUGGAUAGUGACAGUGCCCGUUUCUGUAGCACUCUCGGCUUCUUUCACCGCUGGUCUUAGGCACGUAGUCUGAAAAAGACGCCUAUGUAGUUUGAGAAGAAAAUGUGUAAAAAAUGACUGCAACAAUACAAAUUAUAUUUAUUCCAUCAAGAUUUGGAUUUUAUACAUAAUGAUCAUGUUGAUAACGAUUCUUUACUUUUCUUCCUUUUUUGUACUAUAUUUAGUAUAUCUAUAUUACCUUCUUUUAUAGGUAUAUCCCAUUACAAUUUUGAAAAAUAAUUUACUACUUGUAUGAUAAGAAUAUUUUUAAGAAAUUGAGUAUUUUUUUUUAUGAAAAAACGGCAAAUAAGCCUUAUUUAUCUACAGGUUUAAAGGCAAAUUUUCAUAAAAUAAACUUAUACGGCCAUUCAUUGUAAUGAUAUAGUAAAAACAUGUUAAAGAAUCCGCCAUGUUCAAUUUUUUAUUACGUCUUUUCCAAAUUUCUUAAAGAUUAUUUUUCACUAUAAUGCUAGUCCUCCAUUUUCGUUCAAUUUAUCUUUUAAAAUUUCGGUGAAUUUGACUGUACACAUCCUUAUUUUCAUAUUUAGCGAAUUUAUAUAUAAAUAAACCAUAUUGUAAUAAUAUUAAAUUAUGAUCAAUUUUUUUUU